Molecule: messenger RNA, 3686 nt
Organism: Monomorium pharaonis (pharaoh ant)
Lineage: Eukaryota; Metazoa; Arthropoda; Insecta; Hymenoptera; Formicidae
Product: phospholipase B1, membrane-associated
Exons: 7
Coding region: 1750-3189 (479 amino acids)
Biological process (GO): phospholipid metabolic process
Molecular function (GO): glycerophospholipase activity
Source: RefSeq, a predicted model, not a curated record
CGGAAAGCAAGGUAUGUGUGCGUGCGUAAAUGCGCGCGCGCGUGUGUAAAAUAUAUAUAUUUUUUAAUAAAUAUAUUUAUAAAUAUUACCAUAUAUAUUGUAAUUUAUAAAACGAUUAUAUUCAUUCUCGUAUAUACAUGUGCAUGCGCGCGCGCACACACACACAUACACACACAUACACACAUGCACACAACAAUUUUAAUUAAUACAUAAUUCGUGAAAGAUUUUUUUUUAAAUAUAUGUGCAUGUCUUCUAUUGACAGUAAAAAAUUUUCCGUACAGCUGUAUAUGCAUACAUAAUCAAAUAUUUCUAUGAUAUUGUUCCUAUUCUUAUGCGUGUAACAGACGACAAAUUACAUUUUCUAAAAGCGUGAAGAAUGAUUUAUGAAAAUGUGCCCAGGGGGCUAGGAUACGAACUUAGACACCAGCGAAAGUAUGCCUUACGUUUUCUUAAAGGGGAUUCUUUAAAAGCGAAACUUUCAAAGGCUUUGUUGACUCUUUGGUUUUUACCUUUGUAAAAUUAUGCGAAAACAUUGUUCGUCGUUUAUUCCCAUCCAUGUAUUCCCAAGGUUAACCGUGGUUUCUUCCUUUUUUGCGAGAAUAGUCAUUAUAUGUAUAUUACUAUAUAAUUAAUGAUGUAAGCUAUAACGUGAUGUAACUUAUAAAGAAAAGUAGUUUAUGCGUCUUUAGCCGAAUGUCUUACAUAGGGCCAAACCAAAUUUAGCCAAGAUACCGGAAGACAUUCACUUUCUCCGAAUGAUAGAUAACGAAGUUAAUGAGGCUAAAAAGAACGGAGAAAGACGGUUAUUGCAUUAUCGAAGGAAAAUUUUACGCUUUUUUUUUCUUUCUGUGUCAAUAAAUGUACGAAAUACAUAUAAAUUUACGAAAUAUAAAUUCUUACGAAAUACAUAUAAAUUCUUACGAAACAUAUAUUAAUAUUUAUACAAAAUGCCUAUAAAUUUAAAUAUCAUGUUCUCUAUAAUCACUACUCCAAACCAAUUUUGUCAUCAAUAUAAAUAAUAUAUAAAGAAAAAAUUUAAUUCUUUAUUUUCUUAAAUUUCUUAAUAAAAUGUAAAAAAUUUAAAAGUAAAUAAAAAUAAAAAGUUUAUAAAAUAAAAGAAUUAACAAAAGAAUUUUAUUUUAACAGUUUAUUAAAAUCAUUUUGUUAUUUUAAAAUAUAAUUAGUAACACUAAAUACAGUUUUGCUUGGAAAAAAUACAGAUUAAGACUAUAUUCUACUAGAAACUCUAGUUGUAAAAAACCUGUAGAAUGCAAAAAUAUGCAUAAUGUAUAUAUUUUUUUGCUUUUAUAUCUACCAGUGAAAAUUAAUCAGGAAAUUGUCCAUCAUUCGAAGAAUUAUGCGGGAUUAUAUCUAAACAACUCUCUAUGUCGCGAUGGCCGAUCGCCGUUAAAUAAACGAGAAUCUGCUCGCGGCUUUGUCGAUAUGAUUCCCGUUGUAUGUAUGCGUAAAUAACGGUCUGUAUGUAUACGUCAAAGUUUGCAGUUCUCUUAAGUCGAUAACGCGGAAGAUCUAUUCUAUUAGAAACGCUCGCGUUGUAGGAUUGGAGGAAACCGAUGGCGAGCGGAAGUCUCGUUCAACCAAGUCAAAGGCCGAACAAGAUCUACCAACAUGGAAUGGAUUAUCACUCGAAGUAGAAGUAGAAGUAAAAGAGUCUGAAGAAAACUGAAAGAGAACUAUUUCUUUGGUAGACAGGGAAUUCUUUCAAAACGCUCGCCGAUAGCAGAAAUUAUGAAAGUCGAAAUACUUUGGUUGCUUCUGGUCAUCGCUCGUAUCCACCCGGGCAAAUGCAAUGUCUUCACGGAGUUUUUACGCAUCGUUAUUCAAGGCGGAAGGGAAAAUAUUGAUAAAAUGGGAAUUUCAUAUCCCGUACAGUACAGUGGCGUAAGAAAACAACCGAUAAUUCCUGACAGCGUUCCGUUUCCUUGCAAUGUGCAUCUCGGCAGGUCUUUGUCGAUACCAGACAAUGUACAUCGAUUGAGACCGGGUGACAUCGACGUGAUCGGUGGUCUCGGUGAUUCCUUGGUCGCUGGAAGCGGGGCGAUGGAGGAGUUUGCUGUAGGGACCUUUAUCGAGGCGCGCGGUGUCAGUUGGUGCGUCGGGGGUCAAGGAAAUUGGAAGCGAUUUUUCACGCUUCCCAAUAUUUUAAAGGUGUUCAAUCCGAAAUUAACAGGUUACUCUACCGGAACGGGGGAGUUCAUCUCGAGCGCGGCGAGACUGAACAUCGCUUUUCCGGUCGCUGCUACGGAGGACGCGUUACAGCAAGCGAGAAUCUUGGUGCAGAGAAUUAAAAAUGACCCGAAGAUAAAUGUGAAGAAACACUGGAAGCUCAUUACGAUCUUAUUUGGAGCCAACGACAUUUGUUCGGCGCAGUGUUACAAUCCGCAACAGUUCUCGCCGUCGCGUUACCUCCUGCAUUUACGAAGAACGCUCGAUUUUUUAAAGAUUGCAUUACCCCGCACGCUAGUCAAUCUGAUCCCAGCCAUAGAUGUCACGGUGUCGAUUAGAGUCACGCGAAGUACUACGUGCAAUAUAUUGCAUCCUCUUUAUUGCGCCUGCAUGCACAAGGGUAGUCGACCGGAAAUCGCAGCGUCGAAAAUGUCACGGCUCUAUCAGCAAGCCGCUGAAACUUUAGUGUACUCAGGAAGGUACAAUCAAUGUUCAAUGCAUGUCUUAUUUAAUCGACAAUAUUUAAUAAUUAAUUCAUUAGAGUUUAUCGUAUCCAAAAGAAAUUUCUCACUGUCUCCUAGUUUUCGUACUUACGAAAUGUUAUAUUUAUAUCUAUUCGUGUUGAUGAAAUAUGUGUACAAACUUAAUAAAGACAUGAUUUUAUUUUAUAGAUACGAUAAUUCCGCGGACUUCACCGUGGUGCUGCAGCCAUUUAUUAAAUCAUUUAAUGCACCUAAUGCAGAUCCUAUUCGUGCUCCACCCAUCGACUCUAGUCUGGUCACAUAUGACUGUUUUCAUUUCAGUCAGAAAGGACACGCGCUCGGCGCUAAUCUUUUGUGGAACAAUAUGCUGGAGCCAGUCGGGAAUAAGACAGAAAAAGGAUUGCCUAAAAUAUUAGAAAAGGUACUCUGUCCUACGGAGAACGCGCCUUACAUCUUCACGAACGUUAACUCGCGGUUUUUCCAAAUGAGCGGCAGGCAAGAUGGAAUUGUGCCUAGAUAGUAUAAUUAUUAGUAAUUAGCCUAAUUUACAAAAAGAAAUAAUUACGAAGAAACUUAUUAUCGCAACAAGACGUCUACUAUUUGGGAGAUAAAAUAAUCUGUUAUUGAUUAUAAAAUUAUCGAUUAUAAAAUUAUUGUUCGCGGAAAAUUAUUAUUAAAACUCUAUCAUUUGAAAAAUAAUAUAAGUAAUAUAAAUACACAAUAACAGUAUAAUUUUUAUAUAAAUUAAUCAUUUUUAUUUGUAAAUAAUGGGUGUUCAAAUAAUUGAUACACUUAUACUAUGAUUUAUAUUCUAUUGUACUGUUAUAUAUAACAACUAAAUGUACUCGUUAUUUUCUUCGUUCGUUAUUUUUCAGAAAAACAUAGGAUUUGAUAACACUUGUCUUAAAACAUUUUUUGGGGCAAAUGUGAUUUAAAGCAUAAAAAAGUUAUUAGUUAAUUAAGUAUCUAAUGUAAAAAGUAGAAAGAUUUUUAUAAGCAAUAAAUUAAUUUUUUUUA